Messenger RNA from Triplophysa rosa, 1678 nucleotides. It is a transcript of the gene btd, whose product is annotated as biotinidase. Bases 64 to 1662 code for a protein of 532 amino acids. NCBI's taxonomy places the organism in Eukaryota, Metazoa, Chordata, Actinopteri, Cypriniformes, Nemacheilidae. Gene Ontology annotation, molecular function: hydrolase activity, acting on carbon-nitrogen (but not peptide) bonds, in linear amides. The transcript has 4 exons. The record is from RefSeq and is a predicted model, not a curated record.
CUAAGUCCAGGAACAACAACAGAUUGCGAGUGUGAACUUUUGGACUCACGCGCAUCGGUCCUCAUGUCGUUGCGGGUUAUGUGGACGGCCGGCUUUGUGCUCUGUCUGACCGGACUGCAGCUCAUCCGGGCCGGGGAUCGUCCGUCUUAUGUGGCCGCUGUGUACGAGCACCGUGUGCUGCUGAACCCGGAGCCCAGAGUCCCGCUGGAGCGCAGAUCAGCACUGAAACACAUGGAGCAAAACCUGCGCGUGUUUGAGGAACAGACCGCAGAUGCGGCUCGACACGGUGCCCAGAUCAUAGUAUUUCCAGAAGAUGCCAUCCAUGGGUUCAACUACACCCGAUCUUCAAUCGCUGGUUACCUGGAAACGGUUCCUGACCCCAAAGAGAUCACGUGGAGUCCAUGUGCUGAACCGCACAGAUUUCCAGACACCGAGGUCCUCCGGAGACUCAGCUGUAUGGCCCAUAAGAACCGAAUCUUCGUGGUGGCUAACAUGGCGUCCCGUCAGAGCUGUGACGGACACGUCGACCCUCUGUGUCCCGUGGACGGUCAGUAUCAGUUUAACACUAACGUGGUGUUCAGCGACCGCGGCACCAUCGUGGCUCGAUAUCACAAACACAACUUGUACUUUGAGGCGGCGUUCGACACGCCGCCCGAGCCCGAGUACAUCACCUUCACCACACCCUUCGCUGGUCGAUUCGGGGUGUUUACGUGCUUUGACAUUCUGUUCCGUGACCCGGCGGUGACCCUGGUCACAGACAUGGGCGUCAGGCAGAUGGUCUACCCGACCGCAUGGAUGAACCAGCUCCCCCUGCUGGCGGCUGUGCAGUUCCAGCGUGCGUUCUCCCACGCGGCCGGGGUCACGCUGCUGGCCGCCAACAUCCGAGCCGCUGAGUACGGCAUGACGGGCAGCGGGAUCUUCACGCCGUGGGACUCUGUCGUUCAUCAUGACACCGAGGGGAAUUCUGGGAAACUUCUGGUACGCCGUGUACCGGUGCUGGAUCCAGCUUUCGUCGGGGAGAGUUACAGGCCAACGCUGGUGCCAUUUUCUGGGUAUUCAAAGACCAGUCGUGGAUCAGAACUAGAAAAAGCACAAGCGUGGGAUGUUAACUUCUUCAGUGCAAAACAGGGUGAUCCCAAUGCUCAAUUCUGCCGCACAGACUCCGAUUGUGUCGAAACGGAUCCAGCAGACGGUCCACUAGCCUUCACCUCCAUCAUGAUGUACGAUAAUUUCACUCUGAUACCUCUAAAGGGAAAUAAAGGGAACCUCACGGUGUGUAGCGGCUCGCUGUGCUGCCACCUGCUGUUCCAGAGGUCACACACACUCGAGUUUUACGCUCUCGGGGUUUUUAACGGCCUGCAUGUGGUGCACGGGACGUAUUACCUGGAGGUUUGUGCUCUGGUGAGAUGCACGGCUCUGCAUCACAGCAGCUGCGGAGGAGAGACCGAACACGCGCAGACGCUGAUGGACUUCAGGCUGGACGGGACCUUUAGCACCCGUCGCGUUUUCCCGGGAAUUCUGGGCAGCGGGAUGACUCUGGAGGUCCCGGACCAUUCCGGCUGGGAGAGUGGAAGUGGGUUUUACGUGAGCCGGAAGGGAAUGUCCACAGGGCUUGUGACGGCCAUGCUGUAUGGAAGACAUUAUGAGAAGGACAAUAUCUAAAACAAACACACCGCUC